GCCGGUGUUGGCUCAGUCGCUCGCUCGCUCGCGCUCACCGGCGGCGGACAUGAGGGGAAUGUAACGGCAGGAUGUGAACAUCAGCAUUACAGAGUCGUGCUGCUGCAGACACAGGACACAGGACACAGGACAUGUAGAGGAUCCCCGCGCGCGUCGGUGAGUGGCGCGUGCGCGUCUGGCGGAAUUUAUUUUUUAUUUUAUUUUUAAUGAUAAAGCCGCGGUUGAAAAUGCGCGGUGCGUCGGCGCGGAGCUGAAGCGCAACUCACUUACAGGGAUUACAUAUUAAUCAUAAGAAGAAUAAGAACAACAACAACAAACCCGCAAUCUCAAUGAUCAACAGCGCGCGGGUGCGUGAAUUCAGGCGCGCUCGUGCGCUUUAUUUGUCCGAGAUGACCGGAUGAGGAAAGGACACGCGACUGGUCUCGAGCAGCAGGUUCACCGGCGGACACGCGCAGGUGGCGCCCUCCAGGCCUGUAAACACACUCGAGCAGGGAUCAUGUUCUAAAGUGGACCGAACAUGAAAAGCAUAGGGGCCAGCCACACUCGUCACUUGUCGGACUCCUGCAUGCCUGUGGCAGGUCCCCAGGAGCCGAUAUGUCCCUUGACCCCAGACCCCCAUGGGACGUACCUCCUAAGCCCCACCAUCAGCCAUUAUGGCACUCUGGAUCCCCACAUGCACCACUUCCCUCCUGCAAGCCCCAUCACUCUGCAGUCCGACUGUCUGCUACCGCUCAACAACCAGCUGACCACCAGCAACACCUUCCCUCGCUUCCAGUUCCCCUCCCAGGUUGAUCAGACUGAGUACACUCAGCAGGGUUGCAUGUCUCAGACGGCCUCUCGCACGGGCACCCUCACCACCUCUGCAUCUAUGGGAAUGGGCUUAGGGCUAGGACUCACGGUUCCACCUAUGAUCAGUAGUGGCACAGCAACGAUCUCCUCAGCUGCAGCAGCCAAGAUGAAUCGGAUCCCGACUGGCCUGCUGGACCAGCUAGAGCACCAUGUUCCACUGCAACGCGAUGGCUUCAGCACGCUUCAAUUCCAUAGGCGGAGUCGUGGCACUAAGCAACGCAGCGAGAGCCCUGGUCGCAUCCGCAACCUGGUGCAUUCCGUCCAAAAACUGUUCUCCAAGACUCAGUCUGCGGAGGGCUCGGGUGGUAAGGGGACUGUGCAGGGAGCCGAUGGCACCAAGGCCACACAACGGUCCAAGAGUAAGGACCGUGCUAAGACAGAGGGAGCGAAGAGACGUGGACGGCCCAACCUCUCCGGUUUCUGGAGUUCAGAUGACGCUCUGGAGGAUGAAGCAACGACACAAGAGGCAACCGGUCCUGUGGCCGUAGCUUAUCGUAACCCACUGAGCAUGAUGACAUUGGGCAGGGCAGUGUCAGACAGCCAGGCGCCUCCCAGAACCCAUGUACAGGGCUACAAUACCAUCGCUGCUCACCGUACUCUCAAGCCCUCCAAGAGCAGUGGAGAGCUGAAAACCCAGACAUUGUCCUCGACUGGUGGAACAGCAGGGGAUGUUACACUGGCAAAAAGAGGCUCGUGGUCAACGCUAACUCUUAGCCAGGCCCGGCAGGUGCUACAGAAAGGCACGGCCACAGUGAACCGGACCCUACUCAAGUCUAAGUCCUACCACCAGGAGCUGACGUCCAACUUCCUACAGGUUCCUGUUGGGGAUUGGAGUGGGACGCUAGAUAAGGGAGCGGGAGCAGGAGGGGAUAUCCCAUGUAGGAGAAUGCGCAGUGGCAGCUACGUCAAAGCCAUGGGCGAUCCCGAGGACAGCGACCAGUCUGACAGCCCUCCCUCGCCAAAACCCUCACCAAAAACAGCCGCUCGGCGCCAGAGCUACCUAAAGGCCACACAACAGUCGCUCAGUGAACAACAACCGCCUCUGCCACCUCGCAAACACCGCUCAUGCCCGUUCAUGUGGGAGCAGUACGGGGUUGCGUGGGCUCCUCUACAGAACGCCUACUCCAUGCAGCACCUGGCAAGCUGCUUGCCGUCUCUACGAGAACUCACCACCAACCGCAGUCUGGAUAACCUGGACUGUCUGGUGGGGCAGAGCGAUUCUCAGCACUGGGACAGAGAAGGGAACUUCGGUCACGGCUCGUCCACACUCGGACGAGGUUCUGGCAUUAGUCAGAUGGAUCAGAGCUGUCUGUGCUCGGCGGUUUACGGCCACAUGGACUCGCAGGCGGUGGAGGCUCUGGAUCUGCCGGGGCCGACCUGCUUCCGCUCGCGCAGCCACAGCUACUUGCGUGCCAUCCAGGCCGGCUGCUCUCAGGAUGAUGACGACUCGGACUCAGACGACCCUCCACUGAUCAGCGGCAGCAACACGAGCACCCAUAAUAAGACUCCGCCCCCGGUCCCGCCCCGCUCCGCCUCCAAGCCCUUCAUCUCGGUGACAGUACAGAGCAGCACGGAAUCGGCGCAGGACACCUACUUGGAGCAGCGCAGCGAGGCCAACAGCCAAUCGGGACGCAGCAACUCUUCAGACAGCGCCACCAGCUCGAGGACGGGCAGCCUAGCCAAAGCUCCUCUCCCCAUCCCCCUGGUGCCCCCCAUCCCUGUACCAGUGCCCAGUGCCCGUGUGAGCAGCCCCCCUCCUCCUCCUGCCCGAGAAACCCAAACCGUGAGCGUCGGCUUCACGCAGGACGAACCUCGGUGCGCCGCCAGGAGGAAACUCUCCUCCAUCGGCAUCCAGGUGGACUGCGUUCAGCCCAUGCUCCGAGAGGAACACACUCCCACCACGAAGUUCCAGUCCAUCGGAGUUCAGGUGGAGGACGGCAGGCCGCUGAGCCGCUUCAGCAGCAUGGCGUCCAGACAGGAGACGGCCGACGCCGAGACUCAGGACCGGAUGGACGGUAAAGCGUCGGAGAACAUCGGCACCACUUGCAGCACUCAGACGCUGGACUGUCCCGGCAGCGUGGGGAGAGCACAGAAAUCCUCUUUCACCAUGCCGGAGAGCAUCGAGGAGGCUCUGGACCCGUCCUCCCUUCCUCCUCCUCCUCCAUCCUUGCAGAGUGUGAGCGUGAACGGAGCGUCAGAGCAGCCCGGGGCCCCGACGGUGUGCCUCAGGGAUGGACACUGCUUCCUCCGACUCCUGCAGGCCGAGACGGGCCGCAUGGACGCCUGGUGCCAGCAGAUGGAGCAGGAAAGCAAAGAGAAGCAGCUCUCAGAAGAAGUGCUGGGGAAGAUCCGCAGUGCGGUAGGCAGCGCUCAGUUGCUCAUGUCUCAGAAGUUCCAGCAGUUUCGAGGCCUGUGUGAGCAGAACCUGGACGUGAACGCUCAGCCACGGCCCACUGCUCAGGACCUGGCUGGCUUCUGGGAUCUUCUGCAGCUCUCCAUCGAGGACAUCAGCAUGAAGUUCGAAGAGCUCCACCUGCUCAAGGCCAACGACUGGAAACUGCCAGAGAGCAGCAGCAGCAAAAAGGAGGAGAGGAAGCCGAGCGUGACGACGCCGAAGAAAGCCCCGAAGCCCAAAGCUUCUUCGAAGGAGAAGAGCAGCGGAGACUCGGCCGCUGAUAAACAGAGACAGGAAGCGCGGAAGCGGCUGAUGGCUGCCAAACGAGCCGCAUCCGAGCGCCAGAACUCUGCCACGGAGAGCGCCGACAGCAUCGAGAUCUAUGUCCCUGAGGCUCAGACUCGCCUCUGAGAGAAACCACACAUAUACACACACAUGCAUACUCGCACGCUCCUGAAGCGGACAGAGACUACGAACAAUUACAAACUUGGGGGAGAUAAAUAAAUAAAUAAACAAACAAACAAACACAUAAAUAAACUGUGCGUCAGUGCGGAGAUUCGCGGUGCUGCUGAGGAAGUUUAUUACUGUUCUACUUGUUAUAAUAAGAGUUAUUAUACAGAGCUGUAAUUAUCUCACGGAAUAUAUCAAACGCCCGCCUGUAAAUUUGUCUUCAUAUCUCGGACGCCACGUCACGUGUGUUUGUGUGGGAGUGUGUUCUAAAGAAUCCUACGCCCUUCAGUCACUCCGCCCAAUCAGACACAUCCCUUCCCCUCUACCCCCAAGCACGCACUCAGGAUUCUGCACGUGUGCACUUGUUUUACAGCAAUGUGGUCUUCCUUUCCUCACCUUCAUCAUCAUCACUAUUAUUAUUGUUAUUAUUAUUAUUAUUAUUAUUGUCAUUGGUUCGUCAUCACUUAUGGCAUUUGAAUCAUAGGAAUGUGAGAGGCAGUUUUUUAGGGGUUUUUUUUUGGGGGGGCACAAAUCCGUCCUAGACAUCACACAUUAAUUAAUUAAGUCAUUAAUUAGAUUUGUGGCGUUCACUGCGUUCACACUAACAAGCGACACGCAAGAUCCUUUUCCAGAUCGAACCUCCCGUUCGGUUUCAUUUUCUCCGUUUUGUAACACGCCAUAUAAGGUAUAAAAAAAAUUCAGUUUAUAGUUAUACAGCUUGUAACAUCCACGAAACAAAAAAAAAAACCCGCAGGUUGUGUUGAUACAAGCGUCAACUGCUACCGACUGUUAAAAAGCGUCGAUACUCGAGACUCCUUCCGAAUGUGCUAACUGUACGUCUCCUUACAGAAAGUUUCACCAUGUCAACAGUUACACACUUUUCUUUGUUAAUAACAAUAUUAUUAUUAUUAUUAUUAUUAUUAUUGGGCUUGGAUGAUUUGGAGCGUCCACCGUACUCGUCCCAGUGCAGGGAGGAGUUCUUAUUAUUAAUGAUGGAAACGAAAGCGUGUUGGAAAACUAAUCAGCCAAUCAGAUUUGAGAAUUCAGCAGCACUGUGGUGUAAAGGGUUUCACAUCAAAGUAAAGUUUUUAGACUGAACUUUUUUUUCUUUUUCUUUUCUGAAACUAGAUAGAGGUUAGGUUCGAAAACAUUUUACUCCUGUUCUCCAUUAUGCGUAUGAUGAUACGUUUUUGGACACUCCUCUUAAAAAUUUUGGCUCACUGAUCUUAGAAACGCUUCGUCAGAACACACACACACACACGCGUGAUAAACUAGCAGGUGUGAACUCAGGGUCAGGAUGCGGAUCACAAAAAAUAAGAGCAGGAGGAGGUUUAAUCCAUCCGUCUGAACUUUGUUUGGUUUGGAUUUGCCGGAGAUCAGCGUUUCAGCUGCAAAAUGUCCGACUAAUAUUUUAUCCUGAGUAAUCAGUCCAUGUUUUGCAAUUCCUGUUUGUAAUCAUUUUUAAUAUUUAAGCCACUUUGUCUUCGUGCUCAUCAUCAUUCUGUGUGUGAUAUGAGCUGUGAUUCUCGAAUCUUCUGCUUUCUGAAUGUAGAGGCGAAUCGAAAACACUUCAGCUGUGUGUGUUCAGACCUCGACUCGAUUUUUGAAGGUAUCAAGGGUUAUUUCAUUCCUGAAGUUCAUCCACAAUCUUCAGAUUGAAUUUUUUUCCCCCCUGCGAAUGUAAGGAUGUCUGAUACUGAUGAUCAGAUUUGAGAUGUGGGUUUUUUUCUGCUUUUUUGAUAUUUUCCGUCAAUCCAUUACCAUACUUUUUUCUUUUUUCUUUCUUUCUUUUUUUAUUUAUUGCAUAGCAGCACACUGAGGAUCAUUUCCAUCUUAGGCACAUCAUUAGCUGAAAGUUUUCAAGCGUCCCCACAGCAGCACUUUAUCAAUAAUGAGUAAUCGUGGCACGGAUAUCGCCGUGGAAACAGUACAGUGCUUAGCUCACACUUUAAAAAAAAAAAAAAAUGCUCCUCUGCUGUUCCUCUGUCAUGAUGAGAUUGUUUGUUUGAAAAAUUGUUUAUUUGGAUACUAGAGAACAUAUUACAUUUUUUAGAACGUUGGGGUUCUUCAGUUGGAUGGGAAGUUUUUAUUUUAUUAGAACCCAGUUCCAGACAGAGUAACUGUGCAUCACUUUUAGUUUCCAACCAUUAUCUUUGGAUCAGACUCCAACUUUGGAGUCAAUCCUGUGGAAAAUUCAUUCACGAUUCUGCAUCGCGUGAUUUGAAAAUAACCGUUUAUGACCAAUCUUGGUCCACAAUGGUUUGGUUUCCAAAAAUGGACGUGUAUAGAGACGUCAGGAAGAAAAAUUAAGCUUGGAAGAAGGUAGCAGAGAUUACAUUUAUGUACAUUUAUUACAUUUAUUUGUGGCAUUUGCCAGACGCCCUAAACGCCCUUUAUUUAUCUUGUUUAUACAACUGACUAGUUGGGGUUUAAGGGCCUUGCUUGCCCAACAGUGGCAGCUCACCAGUGCUGGGGCUUGAACUCCUGACCUUUGAUCAGUAACCCAGAACCUUUAACCCCUGAGCCACCACUGCACAAUUCAUUGGUGCUGCUGGUAAUCUUAGCCUCUAAUUUAAGGCUAAGCUAGUAGAAAGUAGACAUGCCAAUUAAGCAGUUAAUCUUCAGGCUGGGUAGUGUUUAUCUUGUUAGCUUUAGAAGAUAAAAACGCUGUACGAGCCACGGCCACAAGUGUGAUCCAACCCAUACAUAAAACUGGCUGUCCAAACACAAAAUGGCUGUCCAUCCCUGAAUACCAGCAACAUAAUUAAAUGUCUCUUCAUGUGCAAUACACUCCAAUUUCACAUUGUUCUAAACCAAACAUCGUAUUGUUUGCUAGGGUUAGCUUUAGAAUCUGCAGAAUGGUCAUCUUUUGGAUUAUAUUUUGAGAGGAAGCUGUAAAUUUUCAUUGUCCGGAGAAAUAUUAAACUUACUUUUCUUCUUUUU
Ictalurus punctatus (channel catfish) is the source of this 6637-nucleotide messenger RNA. It is a transcript of the gene dlgap4a, whose product is annotated as discs, large (Drosophila) homolog-associated protein 4a. Gene Ontology annotation, molecular function: molecular adaptor activity. The record is from RefSeq and is a predicted model, not a curated record. Gene Ontology annotation, cellular component: glutamatergic synapse; postsynaptic specialization. The transcript has 13 exons. Gene Ontology annotation, biological process: signaling. NCBI's taxonomy places the organism in Eukaryota, Metazoa, Chordata, Actinopteri, Siluriformes, Ictaluridae. Bases 518 to 3655 code for a protein of 1045 amino acids.